AUGCUGAUGAGCCCUCGCGUCAACGAUAGCGUUCACGAACUCGAACCACCACGCACUGCUCGCUUCGUUUCAUCGUCUGCUGCGUCGACGCUCUCUUCUGGUCAUGGAGGUGGCACUCAAACUCCCCACAGCAUGGGACGUGCUGGGGGAGUUCGUGCUUCUUUGAGCGUCAACUAUCUCCCUUCAAAGUUUUCCGACGCACUCAUCUCUCCUACUGCCAAUCCUAGACGUCGAGUAGGCAAAGGCAAAGGUAAACUUCCAAAGGCAGGCGGAGGCACAGAAGUCUUCAAAGCUGGAGAAGCCCGCAUGCCAGUCGAGGGUGACGAAGACUACGAUGGCGUUUCCACUGGUUGGUUUGGGGGAAAGUCGGCUAAGCUUCGCUCUGGUCCAGCGAUGAAAUGGAAUCGUUUCAAGUGGAUUUUAUUGUGUACGAAUACACUCCUCAUGAUGUUCUCUAUCACCGCCCUCAUUCUCUCACUCCUUACAUGGUUCAACGUUUUCACUUCCGCAGACAUUAUUCGCGUUGGCAAUCGCACCGAGCUCAUCCUCUCCACUGUCGCCGCUAGCGUCGGGAUCCUCACAGCUCUAAUCGGUUAUGCCGGGAUCCUCUUAAAUAAUCGGUCAUUCCUCGCCAUCUACACCUUUAUGACAUGGAUCACCUUCAUUCUGAUUGUCAUCCCCGGUUACCUCACCUACCGCAAACGUUCCUUCAAUCUUGAAGGCAAGUUAAAUUCACAAUGGUCGAGAGAUCUCGGGGUCGAGGGUCGAUUACGCAUUCAACACCACCUCGCUUGUUGCGGUUACUUCUCCCCCUUUAUCGAAGCUACCGUCAGUCAAACUUGUUACCCACGCUCGGUCUUGCCUGGGUGUAAACUCAAGUACAUGAACUUCCAACGAAUGGCAUUGAAGCGGUGGUACAUGGGAGUUUUCGCCUGGAUACCUGUACAAUUGGUGGUUAUGGUCGCAGGACUACUUUGUUCGAAUCAUGUUACAUACAGGUUUGGGAAAGGGAUGAUGCCCAAAGCGUAUAGGUUGGAUUUGAGUAGUAUGGCGGUGAUCAUGGAUAAUUAUGCAAAUGAGAUGACGGAACAAUACGGGGCGGAUGUUGCGUCCAACGUACUUGUAGCUUCCCGGUCCAAUCUUCAGUUAUCUGGAAACGAGUCGAUCAUGACGAUGCCUUAUGAGGCUGGUGGGUCCCACACGGUACAUGCCAUUUGAUCUCUAGCCCAAAAUACGAAUCCGUUAGAUUAUGACUUUCCCUACGUCCAAAGCCACCG
Messenger RNA from Marasmius oreades (fairy-ring Marasmius), 1277 nucleotides. RefSeq lists its product as uncharacterized. The record is from RefSeq and is a predicted model, not a curated record. Bases 1 to 1218 code for a protein of 405 amino acids. Gene Ontology annotation, cellular component: membrane. The transcript is spliced from 3 exons. NCBI's taxonomy places the organism in Eukaryota, Fungi, Basidiomycota, Agaricomycetes, Agaricales, Marasmiaceae.